Molecule: messenger RNA, 399 nt
Organism: Ectocarpus sp. CCAP 1310/34
Lineage: Eukaryota; Phaeophyceae; Ectocarpales; Ectocarpaceae
Source: the annotation of a GenBank genome assembly
UUUUUUUUUUUCUUGUUGUGGCUACAUCGAAGGAGGGUGAGGAGGAGACAGAUUUAGCUUCCUCCUUCACCAAUAGGUUGUGCCAGCAGGAGCUUCGCAAAAGUGUUACCGCCAAAAAAUCCAUGAGCUUCAUGAUCAGUGGUUUGCUUUCGCUGUCGAGGAGUGAUGUUGAGGUUGCGCGAAAUGGUUUGAUCCUUUGAAGGCCAGUGCCACGGCAUUCUUGCCAACAAAACAUUGGAUAUCUAUGAGGUGCAUCCUUUGCGAUAUUCAUGUGAAGGGUUUAAGUCAGGUUGUGCAAGUGUGCAGUAUGUGCGCUGAGAUGGGUACAGCAACAAGGUGCAGCAUGUGUGUCCCGUCCAGUUAAUUUAUUAAGCAAAACAUGUGUGUUCGACAGGGCAG